ACUGGAUCGUCCGGAGGAGCUUGUCGCGCCCGAGCGUCGUGGAGAGGAACUUGAGGUAGUGCGCCACCGAAGGGUGGUAGACGAGCGCGUCGGCAACCAUGGUCAAUGUCAGUUGUUGAGAGAGAUCAGCCUGUCGAUGAGGAUCCAAAGAAAAAAAGACGACGCGAUGGGAUGGGUUGCGACGAUGGAUGAUGGUGGUUGCCCCAGACGAGCAGCGUUCCCAAAUCUGGGGAGCAAUUCGGACUCACAUGCCGAGGUAUUGGUGACCCCACAGGCGAGGAUAAGCACCUCAGCGAUGGAGGGCGUCGCCGAGCAUUGCCAGCCGUGGCACUUCCUCCCGGCGGGAAGGCCGACGACGGCGCACGUGAACAAUGGGCGCCUGAGGCAUCAUAUUUCAGCCACAGCCAGCACUAGCCACACGGGAGAACUGAGAGCCGCCUCGAGAUUCAGACCUUCGGAUCAGUCAAAAGUCAGGGCUCCACGAAGAUGCAUCUCGCUAUUGCAUAGCCGAGCUGGUCGGGUGUGGAGAAGAAUCGAACGUACCCCGAAUUCCCAUGACAAGGCCGGACCUGUUGUCACUUGUCGAUGGAGGACGAGCCCUUCCGCCGACCCGGGAUAUUCUCUUGCCCACCCGACAAUUGGGUGCCAAAGGCAGUUUCUCCGACGACAAUGGGCGAUGAUAACCGCCAGAUGUGUCACGAUGCAGUCUAGAGGCGUCUUUCGGCGCGCGCAUCUGGAGACAGCGCGCGUGGGGUGCCCUGAUCGUCCCGGACCCGGGGAGCAAGCAGAGGGUGAUGCUCGGGGUAGGCGCCGCGAGAUGUGCCCAUUGAUUUAAACACUACCGGCCCGCCCAGUCGUCAUGGCUGACUCUUCUCCAUCUUUCGGUUCAUUCUUUAUAAAUACGGCUCGAAGCCUCUGCAUUUAUUACUCUGGAUUCUGUCUCGUGACAGCUAUUACCCCGCGUGCCCCUCAUCGUGAUACUUUCGCGCCCUCGAUUUCAUCAUAAGCCAAAGUUGACCAAGAGGAAUUCCGUUGCGAUUUCUACAAAGCACCUCUCUCCGACACACAAGACAAAAACAUACCACCGGCACAAUGUCAGGCAGCAUGGGCGAGACCGAAAAGGU
This is a messenger RNA of Emericellopsis atlantica, 1124 nucleotides long. RefSeq lists its product as uncharacterized. The coding region runs from base 137 to 835 and encodes 232 amino acids. NCBI's taxonomy places the organism in Eukaryota, Fungi, Ascomycota, Sordariomycetes, Hypocreales, Bionectriaceae. The record is from RefSeq and is a predicted model, not a curated record. The transcript has a single exon.